This is a messenger RNA of Corythoichthys intestinalis (scribbled pipefish), 12273 nucleotides long. RefSeq names its product solute carrier family 16 member 4 (gene slc16a4). Lineage: Eukaryota; Metazoa; Chordata; Actinopteri; Syngnathiformes; Syngnathidae. The transcript is spliced from 11 exons. Bases 5870 to 7606 code for a protein of 578 amino acids. Gene Ontology annotation, biological process: monocarboxylic acid transport; transmembrane transport. Gene Ontology annotation, cellular component: plasma membrane. The record is from RefSeq and is a predicted model, not a curated record. Gene Ontology annotation, molecular function: monocarboxylic acid transmembrane transporter activity.
GCCAUCGGCCAGUUGGUGGUCUCACGUUGUUUGCAGAGGUUUGCAUACUACAAAUUCAUAUUAAGAUUUUGCAUUCAUAACUAUUAAUUUCUAACAUUGACAUCACUGGCAAACAUUUUUUCCCCUUUUUUGCUUUCCCUUUUUUGCUGCUUGACUUGUUUUUUCUUUUUCUUUUUAAUUUUUCUAACUGAUUUCAUACAAUUUUCAUGCUGAUUUUAAAUCUGCCAUUUUUUUCUAUGCUUCAUGCAAUCGGCCUCUUUGUUUCUUAUAUGAGUUGUAUUUUGUAAAUAUUCUUCAUAUGUUUUCACCAAAUACCAUAUUAACUUUUCAUUUCUUUUUACUCUGAAUUGAUCACAACAUUAGCUUGUCAAAGUUGACGAUUUUUACAUAUUGGAGCACUUUGGCAGGAGUGCAGUACAACACUUUUGUUGUCCCUUUUGUUGGUCUGCUGUUUGCAGUUGUCUAAACCAUAGCAUAACAGGUACUAUGUUGCUAACCCUAUUCCUACUUUUGGGUUAUUUAAGUACCAGCUAGUGUAUAUACCCACUUUUCCAAAAAAAAAAAAAAAAAAAAAAAAAAUACGGCUUUGCAAUAAUUUUGCAUUGCACCCAAAAAUUAAAUCCUAAUUUGGAAAACCAAAUAGGGUCAGAUUUUUAAUUCAGCACGCCAAUUGUUUUUUUCCAUGCAUGCAUGUAUGGAUUUAAUAUACAGUAUGUGAUUACAGUUUUUCCCAAUUGCUUUGGUACGUUUCUCAGAUCAGAUUUGAAUUCUCAAAACAACCUGUUCAAUCCUCCCAACAUGUCGCACAAGUACCAAAACAACAUGAAUUACCUGCAAAAGCCAGUUUUUUUGUGAAAAAUAGUCUAUUGCUCAAAAUUAAAUUUCUGUGUCAAUGAACAUGUCAGUGCUGUCAGAAUGACAAGUCCUUGUUUCACUGUGUACAGACAAGACAGUCAAAUUACUUAUUGAUGCUCUCAAUUGAACAGUUACUCUGGUGGAAGGCCCUAAUGCUGAAGAAGGUGUACGUACGUUUUGAUGAAAAUUGCAAGUUACACUUUUGUGUGUGGGAGAUUGCAUGAGACAGGAACAGAUUCAGUUUACACUUUUACUAUUAUUACAAUUUCUUGACAGACCCUGUAACUGCGAUACAGAAAGCAAAAGACAGCACUGAGUAUCACAAAGAGAAAAAAAACAUACAAAUGUGAAUCAGCACAACUUCACUUUGAGUCCUACAUGCUGGGAUUUUUUUAAUACCAUUGUUUCUACACAUCUUGACAUUCCUCCCUGUUGGGCCACAAAUUUUCUUCUCUUGCUAUACACCAUGGAAAGAAUCUUCUUCUUCUUUCUUCCAGCCUAUGCAGGCAUCUGCUGUGAUGUCACUGCAUGCUGCAUUCAUGGCAUCCAUAAGAGUCAUCUGAGUAUGAGGCUGGCAAUCAUACACUUGCUAUCUCCAUGUUGAGAAAAAUUCUUCUAUGGGAUUGGGGAAUAAGGAGUAUGGUGGGAGGAACUCUAUUACCAGUCUUUUGUAGGUUGCAAACCAUUCCCUGAUUAUGUUUGAGUGGUGGAAACCUAUAUUGUUCCAAACGAUCACAAAUUUGGGCAGGUUGAAAUAUGUUUGGUAAAAUAAGUCAUGAAAAUGCUUACAAAUAAACACACACGUUGACAUAUUCUGACAUGUUCAUCCAUUUUGCAAGUAAAGACUUAUGCAAUGAAGUAAUGACUAAAUGUUGUGGGUGGUGAGACUAUUCAAUAGACAACCAUCCAUUUUGACCAUCAUGACAGAUGCAACUGAUAAUGUACGAAACAGCAGAGAAUUAUACAAAGUCAUUUGCACGGAUGCACAAAAACAUCUGCAACUUGCUUAAAGAAAUGAGAAACUGAUUUUUUGAUGUGCACUAGUGAUACGAUGUGAGGAUUGAACAAGUAGUUUCAAGAAUUUCAAUUCUGAUCUGAGAAACGUACCAAAGCAAUUGAGAAAAACUGUAAUGUACAUAAAUUAAUUAAAAUUAAACAUGAAUACCUCUCUCAGUUCCGGUUCUGUUCCAGCUGCCUUCAAACAGGCUGUAGUAAAACCCCUUCUUAAAAAAUCCCAUCUCGACUCCUCUGUGCUGUCCAAUUUUAGACCCGUCUCCCACGUGUCUUUCCAAAGUUUUAGAAAAAGUUGUUUUUAUUCAAUUGCAAACCUUCUUAGAUACAAACUUCACCGUUGACAAGUUCCAAUCAGGCUUCAGGUCCAGACACAGCACUGAGUCAGCACUGUUAAAAGUACAUAACGACAUUGUCCUUUCUGUGGAUAAUGGAAACCCAGCUAUCCUUGUUUUACGAGACCUCACAGCAGCAUUUGGUACAGUCGACCAUACAGUCCUUGUAUCUCAUUUAGAAUAUGUCAUAGGUAUCCUUGGUAACGCUCUAAAAUGGUUUAAAUCGUACCUACAACAUAGAACAUUCUCUGUAAUGAUUGGGGAAUUUUCCUCCUCACAAAUUUCUCUGUCUUGCGGGGUACCCCAAGGCUCUAUUUUAGGGCCUGUUCUUUUUGCGCUUCAUGUCCUACCUUUAGGAUCAAUUACAAAAAAAACACACAGUGGGGAGAACAAGUAUUUGAUACACUCACAAUGGGAAAACCCAUUGGCAGUUGGGGAGAACAAGUAUUUGAUACACUCACAAUGGGAAAACCCAUUAGCAGUGUAUCAAAUACUUGUUCUCCCCACUGUAAUAUUGCUUUUCAUUUUUAUGCUGAUUACCUGCAGCUUUAUCUGCCCUUGAGACCCAAUGAAAAAACUGCUCUCGCUAAAUUGAUGGAGUGCAUAUCUCAUGUGAAGGAGUGGCUUGCACAAAACUUCUUAAAUUUUACGAGAGCAAAACUGAAUUUAUUACUUUUGGCACACCUUCUAUGAUGAAUGCCCUUGAGCCCAAAUCUGGCGCUCUGGCUGACAUUUUUAAGACACACGUUAAAAACCUCGGAGUGAUAUUCGAUAGCAGGCUAACCUUUGAAAGGCAGAUUAGUUCUGUUGUAAGAGCAAGUUUUUUCCAGCUCCGUCUCUUGGCCAAAGUGAAGCCUUUUCUUAGUCGCCACGACCUUGAAAAAGCAAUUCACGCUUUUAUAAGCUCAAGGCUGGACUACUUCAAUGCACUUUAUGUUGGCCUCCCCAAGUCCUCAAUUUCUCGUCUGCAACUUGUUCAAAAUGCUGCUGCUCGAUUUUUAACAGGUACACGUAGACUUGAGCAUAUUACCCCCGUGCUAUCAUCACUCCACUGGCUUCCAGUCAAUUUUAGAAUUGAUUUCAAAAUUGUACUGUUUGUUUUUAAUUCUAUUAAUGGCCAGGCUCCAUCUUAUUUAUCGGAAAUUUUAACCUUCCGUAACUCUGGCAGGACUCUUCGUUCGACCGGCCAGCUUCUUUUUUAUGUUCCGAGGUCGAAACUUAAACAGUGGGGAGACCGAUCUUUUGCGGUUGGUGCCCCUAGGCUGUGGAAUAGCCUUCACCGUGAAAUCCGCACCACCACGGAUCUAGGUCUUUUUAAGUAUCGGUUAAAAACACACCUUUUUAGAUUUUCGCCUUUUACACAGAUUAGGAUAGCCUGGUUUUAUUUGCUUUAAGGCUUUUAAUGUUCUUGGAUUUUAUCGGUUUUAUUGUUUUAUUUGCUGGACUUCUAUCGCGGUGUGCUGUUUUUGUUUCAUUUCUUUUUUUUUUUCUUGAUGUCAUUGUAUAAUACUUUCCUGCCUUUUAUUUAUCUUGAGUCAUGUUUUGUUGUAAAGCACUUUGAGGGCCUUUCAGGUUUUGUAAAGGGCUAUAAAAAUAAAUUUGAUUGAUUGAUUGAUUGAAAUUAUAGAAGGGAGCCUAUACCAUAUUUUCUUUCUUUUAUUGUAGCUAUAGGCCUAUAUCUUAUUUAGGUUUUGUGCAUAGACUUCAUAACCUAAGUUAAAAUCUCAAGUGACUUGCAAGUAUAAAAUCUAAAUAAACAAAUAUAAAAUGCGUAUGAGAUAGCCCUAUGUUCAUGCAGUGCAAAUAAUCGAAGUGAAGUAGCAGCAGUUUGACAGUUAAGGCUUUGAAUAUUGCAGGUGAGUAACUAUUGCACAUAGAAUAUUGCAUAUAAAUGAAUAUUGGACUAUGUCUUGGAGCAUUUCCCUUUGCAGUGCAGAAUAAGUGAAGUCUCAAAAGUGACUUGCAAUUAUAAAAUCUCAAUAAAUAUAAAAUGCGUAUGAGAUAGCCCUAUGUUCAGGCAGUGCAAAUAAUCGGAGUGACGUAGCACCAGUUUGACCGAUAAGGCUUUAAAUAUUGCAGGUGAGUAAGUAUUGCACAUCUAAUAUUGCAUAUAAAUGCAAAUUGGUCUAUGCCUUGGAGCAUUUCCCUUUGCAGUGCAGAAUAAGUGAAGUCUCAAAAGUGACUUGCAAUUAUAAAAUCUCAAUAAAUAUAAAAUGCGUAUGAGAUAGCCCUAUGUUCAGGCAGUGCAAAUAAUUGGAGUGACGUAGCAGCAGUUUGACAGUUAAGGCUUUGAGUAUUGCACGUGAGUAAGUAUUGCACAUAGCAUAUUGCAUAUAAAUGAAUAGUAGACUAUGCCUUGGAGCAUUUGCCCUUUGCAGUGCAUGAUGUCAAAAUCUCAAAAGUGACUUGCAAGUAUAAUAUCUCAAUGAAUAUAAAAUGCGUAUGAGGUAGCCCUAUGUUCAGGCAGUGCAAAUAAUAGUGACGUAGCAGCAGUUUGACAGUUAAGGCUUUGAAUAUUGCAGGUGAGUAAGUAUUGCACAUAGAAUAUUGCAUAUAAAUGAAGAUUGGACUAUGCCUUCCUUGCAUUUCCCUUUGCAAUGCAUGACAAGUUAAAAUCUCAAAAGUGACUUGCAAGUAUAACAUCUAAAUAAACAAAUAUAAAAUGCGUAUGAGAUAGCCCUUCUUUAUAGAUACAGAUGUAAAACAGUCUGGAUUCUUUGUUAAAAGAGCAAAAAAAUGGGCAGUUACGCAUCUAUUUUACGUAUAUAUGUCAAAGAAUGACGCCAAUGCCGUAGCGGUUCCCAUUCUCCCAGUGAUUUUUUUCUUAUUUCAAAAUGCAUGCAUGGUACGAAAAAUAAAAUAUUUUCUUUGAAUCCUUGAACAAAUCACUCUUGAGACAAUCCUUCCUGCUUGUAUGUGGUACAGCUUUUGUAUAGUUCUUCAAAAAUCCAAGCUUAAAUCUGACAUGAGUGUGUGCCGUCUUCGGUUAUUACUAAAUGAAACUCGGCCCCCUAUGAUAAGGCGUGGCGCAAAGAAUUACCAAGUGUCAGGUCAAUAGAUUAUGAAGUCUAUGGUUUUGUGAUACAUGAACAUGAUCCAAGAUUUCACAGACAUAGCAGCACCCCAAAAUUACAUAAAAACAAGUGUUUGCAUCAAUGCAACAUUUUUUGUUGACCAGAGCAAUUCUUAAAGAUCAAGCUGAAUGAUGAUGCAUUUUGACUUUCAAAUAAGACUGGACGUCCUAUUCCUGGUGUCUUGAUCACGUGACCGUCGAUGUUUAAGACCCCACAGUCCAGCCCAGCCCACCUCUUCUGCCCCUCGGCUUGCCUUGCACGCUCACAGACGGCUUGGAGCAGAAGGUGAGAGGAUGCAGAGGGAACGCAGCCGCGCAUAGAGGCACAAGCCCCCUCAAAGUUAUGGCCGGAGAAGAAGAGCCUCCAGUGAUGCGCCUUGCAGUGUGCGCCUCACAGGUGGCCUACAGAUGACAAUGACAUGCGCCGUUUAAGUGUCACUCUGCGUCCGUUGUGAGGAAGACGAGGACGGGCGUGAGGAGGGGGCACCCACGGCACCGCCAUGCAACCCGGCUGUGUUCUGAAGAUAACGUCUGGCAGCUACUACACGAGGUGUAAAGUUUGACGCGGUCGAGCUUAGAAUGUCACGCAGAGGCGAUGACCUGUGACCUUCGUUUGAAAGCAAACCAGCAAAACAGGGCAGCAAUGAAGCUCUUCAGAAAGGAUGAUAUCUCCACCAAGAAGGACAAGGACAAAGAGAUCCAGUAUGAAGAGCCGCCAGAUGGAGGAUGGGGCUGGCUGGUGGUGCUCCAUUGUUUCCUGGUUAAUGUCCUAGUGAUGGGAACAUUGAAAACCUUUGGUAUCUUCUUCUUGGCAUUCCAAGAUGAGUUUGGAGGCUCGGCAGAAAGCAUCAGCUGGAUCGGUUCAAUCAUGUCCAGUUUGCGUCUCUCUGGAGCGCCCAUCGCCUCAGUAGCCUGUGCCAAGGUAGGAACCAGAGUGACAUCCAUUACGGGGGCCGUACUGGUCAGCAGUGGCUUCCUCAUCAGUAUUUUUGCCAACAGCGUGGUGUUCCUCUACAUCAGCAUGGGAGUCAUUGUAGGAAUGGGUUUUGCUCUACUGUACCAAUCCUUCUCUGUGGUCACGGCGCUCUACUUCCGGAAAAAGUUAGCGACAGCGUAUUCCAUUGGACGCUCCGGGAUGGGACUAACGUUUGCCCUGGCUCCCUUCACGCAGCUGCUGCUGGACCAGUACGCUUGGCAAGGUGCAUUGCUGAUCCUGGGCGGUCUGAUGCUGAACCUGGUGGCCACGGGGAUGCUCCUUCGGCCCAUUCAAGUCAAACCCCCAACGUCCCGCUGUGCUUCUCCCAGCCAGAAGAGUCCAGCCGUGUCCCUCAAGAGCUCCUUGGAGAAGGAAAACUCCAAAAACUGCCUGAACGGCUCCUCACAUUUAUCCAAUGGCAUCUCGAAAUCAGACUCCCUUCUGUCUUCUCCUCUUGAGGAGUUGCAGUGCACUCAGGAAACCAAGGAGCAAUUGGAGAACCUUGAACUGAAAAUGGUUCGCAAAAACCACGAAGCCCACCAUGACAUGGGUCCGUGUAAGCCCGCCGCUGAUGGCUCUCAGGAGCUCAAUGGCAUCUCGAAUGGGUCCACCCCGGUCGGACCCGCCUCUGUGCAAGUCAGCACGCCGAGCGAGGAAAAUGUCCAUAAAACCAAAGUACUCGAUUUUUCCUUACUCAAGGACCCAUUCUUUUGCAUCUAUACGUGGUCUUUGGUAUUCAGCCAGCUGGCCUACUUCAUCCCCUAUUUCCACCUGUCUGCUCGAGCCAGAACCCUGGGCAUUGAUCCCAUGGAUGCUUCCUUUAUCAUCUCAGUGGCAGGCAUCACAGAAACCAUCGCCCAGCUGGCCUCGGGCUGGGUGACAGACCGGAAUCUGUUCCAUAAGUAUCAUUACCACAAGGCCUACCUGAUCCUCUGUGGCCUGGUCAACCUGCUCUCCCCACUCGCCACCUCAUAUAUCCUGCUCAUGGUCUAUGCCGUCUUCUUUGCCAUCUUCUGUGGUGGCUACAUGGCUCUGCUGCUACCUGUUCUGGUGGAUCUGGUAGGGGCGGAAAAACUCAACAACUCUAUGGGCUUCUCGAUGUUCUUUGUGGGUCUGGGUUGCCUCACUGGUCCUCCUUUGGCAGGCUUCCUCUACGACUACACACAGACCUAUGACUGUUCGUUUUACCUGGCGGGUCUCUGCUACUUGCUCUCCUCUCUGUCGCUCUUCAUGGAGCCACUUGCCCAACGCUGGAGAGCCAGACAGAACAAAGCGUGCCAGGCCAAGGCAGCGCAGAGCGGCUGUAGGACCAAUGGCUGCUUCGCUCCGGACCGCCAGCACAAUGGACUCGUGUAAGAGCCAGCCAGCACCUUUGGGACCCCUUGUCGGUCCUCCUCGCCUGCAAGGAUCACCUGAGGAUUGACGCGACUGGGAGACAAAAUGUCGUGAAGCCAAAAUUCUAGUAUAUACAAUAUAUUAUAUAUAAUCCCUUCUUUGUAUCAGAGGCAAAUGGCAUCCAGCACAUUUUGGAUAGUAGCAACAUAUAGCCAACUUUUGCCUUGUUGAAAAUAAGCUAUGCAAAACCUUGCUUUUACCAUAAGCACACGCUCUUAAAAAGCUGUUACGCUCGCAUUGAAGCACUUUGGGGCCAAAUUGGAACCACGCUGCAUGACUUUACACAAUAGGCUCCAAUGGCCUUGCAAUGGUGCAUACAUAUAUAUUUUACAUAAACCCCACUUGUAUAUCCUGUUUUGCCACAAGCAGAACAGGCUGUUCACAAGGGGGUUGUGAGGCACCUUUAUCAUAACAUUGGUGUUGAAAAGUACAAAAAUAUAAGGCCAGCAGAUAAUUGAUCUUUUUUUUUCUUUACAUUAGAAAUUUCAUUUUAGAUUGAAUUGUUUUAAAGUUUUGAGAAAAUGUAGGUGGAACAAAACAGCAGUAAUUUAUUAGUUUUUCCGCCUUUUACAUUUAAAAAAUUUAAGCCCAUGAAGAGCUUCCUAGUUCAAUCCUUCCUCCUGUCUUUUCUUUUUUGUAAAACUUUAAACUAUAUAUAGGCUAAUUUGUUCCCUUUAAAAAGUAAAUACAGGAAAAGUACAGUACAUUACAGUAAAUACAGGAUUCCAUUAAAAUUUGGUUUUCUAUACAGUAUCUUUUUUUUUUUUUAAUUGGAUGUUUUAAGUUUUGAAAUAGAUGUGAAAACUAUAUUUUUUAAUAUUUAAAAAAAGAUUGAAAGCUGUCUAUUUGAUCCAUUUAAGUUUUAACUGGUUCUUCUAUCAGUUUGAUCCCUUUUCAAAUGGAGAUAGAUACAUUUUUUGCAUUUAAAACAAGUUUUAAAGAGAUGGUUAAUGGUUAUUUAAUAUUUUUUUCUUCCCUCAGAAAUUCUUCAAUUCGCUUUGUGUUUUAAAAUGAUAUUUUCCCUUUGAUAACAAAUAAAACAGUUCAGAUUCAUCUAUUUAGGAGCUUUAAAAUAAAUGGGAUUUUGUUGUUGUUGUAGUUUUAUACUUUUUUCUUUUUAUGCUAAGAAUAUUAUUUUUAUGCUGGGGCAAGGGGUAUUUCAAAAGCGGUUCAAUUGACUCAUUUAAUCUUUUUUUUUUAAAUUGCAAAGGAAAAAAAAAAUAUAUAUAUAUAUAUAUAUAUAGACCCUAAACUAUGAUCUGAAAAUUAAACAGUAUGUACAUAUAUAAACACUAUAAUACUAUUUCAAGCUGCCUUAAAAAGGCUAACUGUUAAGCAUGUACAAUAUACUCCUCAUACUCACUAAGGCGAAAAAUUAAAACACGGUGAGCAAGUGCUUAGCACAUACGCCUCACUAUUCCGAGGUUGAGGGUUGACCUCCAGGUACUCCAGCUUCGUCCCGCAUUCCAAAACAUACAUUAGAUACAUUGAACAGUCUAAAUUGUCCUUCAGUGUUAAUGUACUUAAUGUAAGUGUGAAUAAUGGUCUAGAUGUGCCUUGUGAUUGGCUGAAGACCAGGUCAGGUUGAACCCUGCCUUUCACCCAAAGUCAGCUGGGAAAGGCCCCAUUUUACCUGUGAACCUAAUGAGGAUAAGUGACAUAGAAAAUAGAUGGAUGUACCAUGUACGAUAUGAGUGACUUAAACAUCGGCUGCCAUUGAUGGUAAUAGACUUCCGACCGAUUGGAACCUGGAAAGCUGCCAGGGACUGAUCAAAUUUUAGUGACAUUGAUCGUGAUUGUCUCACAAUCUAUUUCAACUAUUCAAAUACAGUAUAACGCAGUGGUCCCCAACCACCAGUCUGUGGCGCAUUUGCUACCGGGCCGCAGAGAUAUAAAUAAUUUAUUAACGACUGCAAUCUGGCCUGUGGCUCUUGACACAUCAAUAUCCCUGUCUACUCUAUAGACUAAUCCGAGGAAAGAUUUGUAUAGAUCACCAUCUAGUGGUUGGGCUCAAUUACUAGGGUGUUUCCACACCUAUAGAAGCCCAGUGCCAGUCAAUGUAAACAGUAACUUUAGCUGCUGUUGACUGUGUGCUAUGGGCGGCGAUGUCUUUGGGCAGCUUUUUUUACGGGGAAAAGGCCAGCUCCUGAGCAAAAUUAGGAGCCUACAACCAAGUCCAUUCUGCAUAAUAUGUGGUUAAAAUCUAGCAAAUGAGGCAAAAAAGCGAAUGCACUAAGAGCAUCAUACCUCAUGGCGAACUGUAUUGCUAAAGCUAAGAAACUUUUCACGAUUGGAGAAGAACUCAAUAUGCUUGCGCCUACGGAUAUUUGCUGACAAGUUUUAGGAGAUGCCUCUGUUAAAGAAAGGCUGAUUCAGGGUAUGUUGAGUGACGUUUUCCCUGCACUUGAUAUUUGUUUUUAGCAUAGGCGGAGUUUGACUUUUGGGGCAGGGGCGGCACAACAUGUUGAUGACCUUGAAACGCAGUAUCAGCAAUGCCAGCUGUGUGUAGGUGCGUGAGCAUUUUUCUGUCUUACCUAGUAAAGAAGUAGAUGCCGAUUUUUGUGUUCCGCGUAGAUAUCCACCACUCUAUCUAGUGACAAGUUGGCAGUUAUAGCACUUUCACUUUCCAGUCACUCAUCCGUUGCGAAAUGAAUCCUUUCCGUGGUCAGUUUGAAAAUGGCGGCAGGCAAAACGAUAGACGGGAUCCUUUUUCGACUGAAUAUUCCAGCCAGGAUUAUUUAUGAUCAUAAAAUGAAUAUGAGCAUUUUAUUUCCCCCAUCAUUUUGGAGGGGAAUUCUAAUUAAGACAGCUUAGGACAGCUUUUCUUUUUGCCACGAUCGUCAUCCAUUAAAAAAAAUGGUACGCCCGCCGGUGGUGGCUCUGUUGUAUAAUUAGCGUCAGUAGUGGGGUAAAUUGAAACUCUGCUCACCAUUUUGGCGGUGCUCUCUGACGCUUCAAGAUCCGUUUUUUCAAUCAUUGGUUCUUCCUUAAGUGUUGUUGUCGCUUUUGAAAGCUUACGCUAAAAAAAUUGUGUAUAUCCAUCUCUCCUCUUCGGUCGUCGACUUGUCAGGUGGUUUUGGAUUAGCAAGGCUAAUAGUACUAGUCACAUGAUCUGUUAGAAAAAAUCAUUUUGACCCAUUAUAUAUAUAUAUUUCAUUUGAUUCAUUUCUGUUGUUUGUUUCAUUGUUGUUCAAUCAUAUAUAGGAACGUCAAUUAUAUGCAAAGACACUUUUCGGCCACCAGGGGGGGCCUGGCCCCCUUGGACCCCCUGCAAAAUCCGCUUAUGGUUUUUAGCCCCGACAUGUUAUUUUAUAUUUACUGUAAUAUUCUGCCACACAUGGAAAAAAAGGCCCACAUUACACCGGUCCGUGGUGCAAAAAAGGUUGGGGACCACUGGUAUAAUGGACAUCCAUCGUCGUCUCUGGCAGCCAAUGAGGUCACGACCAGAGGUUUUAAAUAAGUGUCGCUUGGCUUAUUUUUCCCCUCUUGAUAAAUUGUGGUCACUUUUUCCUCCUUUAACCGUUUUCUUCCUGGAGCUUAAGAAAUUUUUAUUUUUAUUUUUUAAAGCAGGGCAGUGAAAGAGCACAAAAUUAUGCUGAUGUGCGCCAGUCGGUGCCUUUUCCAUUCAAUAGUUUUUGUCACGUAACAGAAAAAUUGGCCGGUCCCUACUGCGGGUUUAACUGUUCUGUCGUUUUUAUACUUUUAUUAUGAAAUAUUAUUGUGUGUGGUCCCAAUGCCGUCUUAUGCAUUUUCAACGACAUUGAUCUUUACAAUGAUGCCAUUUUGCAACAUCAGCACUACUUGGCCUACCUCACGCACACGCACAUAGACGCACCAACACUUAAUGCCGCACUGAGUAUGCUUCAAUACGUCAAUGUGAGCAGGCUCUGCUUUAUUGGGCUUGUUUUCUGCAAUAACUGUCUUGGCCCAUUUUCACGUGUCACACUGCGCUACGAGUUGAUUCAAGGUGAAAACCAUGCAACAAUGCGGUAACGUGUGUGAUUAUGUAAGUCUUGCAGGUUGUUUUUGUACUUUCCUUUUGCACCACUGUUAGCCUUAGCGGGUACACUCCAGCAGUUCCUGUGUCAGCCAAAGACAUGUGAGAAACGUACUUACAAGCUUAUUAAUGGUCUCAGAAUUAUUCCCUACACGUGUGAAUCAGACUAUAGGUAUUAUUACACUGCUCUCUAGUGGCGAAUUUGGGCUCCUACUACAAGAAUGCCAGCUCAAUUAGAGUUUUUGUUCUUCCCCCUCAAGUCACUUGCACAAUGCUGCACUGAGCCCUGAAGCCUUUUUUGUGAUGCUGUUGCAAUCACCGCAGCAAUCACAAUGCACAAAAGCCCCCCAAUCCCCCCACUUCUCUCACGAGAUGCGUUCAAGGGCCAAGCCACAUUUUGUAGCGUUUUAUGAUGGUUUUGAUUGGGGUUUAUCUCGAUUUUUCGCUUAUUAUGUUGACAAUGUUUUCUUUUGCUUCGCAGAGUUCAACUGUUUUACUCUGGCUAACUGAUUGAGAGAGUAGAAAACCUUAACUAAUCAUAGGUAAUUUGGUGUUUUGUUGUUGUUGUUGUUGUUGACGGAGGUUCAUUUUUUAAAUGCGCACAAGCCAGGUGAAAUAAAACUGACAUGCG